AUGCCCAUUGAUCUCUCGCGCGGCAUGUAUGGGCCAAACCAUCAGCAGGGACACAAUUCGCGCCUCAAUGGUGUCCCUGGAGGUCGUGGCAUCGCGCCACAGAUGAUGUACAAUUUCGUUCAGCAGCAGGGUUCGCAUUCACAUCAUACUCAUCCUCAGCAACACCACCAAAGCCUCCCUCAGGAUCAUGCAGGCCACGCAGGUACCUCGAGUACCCUCACCCACUCUACAUUUUCUUCCGGUCUUAUGUCCAAUGUAACUCCAUUCACGCCAAGCAGUCACCAGAACGGAAAUACUCCAGGUUCUCGGGGUGGCCAAACCCAGCAGUACAGCGAGCACUGGAACGAGCAAUUAAAAUCUUACAAGGAGUCUGAACGUGCCCACCAGACCAUGACGGAGCAGCACCAACCCCACUACUUUGCUAGGCUACGGGCGAACGAGAACAAAGGUAUCGGCCCAGCUCUCCCGAGUUCCAACCAACCUGAAUCAACAGUUGAUGGAGAGUUGGAGGAUAGAGGCCGUCCCGUUAACGUCGAUAAGGCCCUCGAUCGGCAGGAUUGGCUGAACCUCGACUUCAGUGGGCAAGGGUUAAAGAAUCUAUCCACUAUGCUCUUUAAUCACUACUCCUUCCUCACUGAACUUUAUCUUGCCUCCAAUAAUCUAACCCGUUUACCGCGGGAGAUAGGGCAACUCAGAUCACUGCGGUACCUUGAUGUGUCUCAUAACCAACUCAGCAUGUUACCCCCCGAGUUAGGCAUGUGUACUCCUCUCCGCCAGCUGCUCCUCUACAACAAUAACAUUCAAACUAUCCCCCCGGAACUUGGCGCGCUGCAUUUUCUGGAAUUACUCGGUGUUCAUGGCAAUCCACUAGAACAAGACCAAAAGCAGAAGCUCGUCGAGGAAGGUACCAAGGCCUUGAUUGCCCAUCUCAAGGAGCAAGCACCAGUACCUAUACCACCGAACCCGCGUUUACCCAUCACUAUUCAGGAAGAUGUAGGUUCGGAUAAGGAGCACAUUCGCGUCAUGUCAUGGAAUACCCUCUGCGACAAGUAUGCAACCAGUACGCAAUAUGGUUACACCCCGGCUAGUGCCCUAUCGUGGGAGUAUCGGAAGGACAGUAUCAUGCGGGAAUUUCGUGAACGGAGCGCCGAUAUUCUCUGCCUACAAGAGACCGCUAUGGAUGCGUUCGAAACGUUUUUUACCCCGGAGCUUGGUAAACUUGGCUACAAGGGCGUAUUCUACCCGAAGACUCGUGUCAAGCACUUAACAGGCAAGGAUCAACAGUCAGUCGACGGCUGUUCUAUCUUUUAUAAAAGCGACAAGUAUAUCCUGUUGGAUAAGCAGCUAGUAGACUUUAGGCAGACGGCCAUCAAUAGACCUGAUAUGAAAUCAGCUGACGACGUCUUCAAUCGAGUCAUGCCGAAAGAUACUAUUGCCGUCUACUGUUUCUUCGAGUCAAGGUUUACUGGUAAUCGAUUCAUCGUCGUCAACGCACAUCUAUGCUGGGAAUCAUUCUUAGCCGACGUCAAAGCCGUACAAACAGGAAUAUUGAUGGAGCUUGUUACGAAGCAAUCGGAGAGGUACACGCGUCGGCCGGCCCUAUCGAUCGAGGAGAAGAAGUUAGGCAAGCCUGUGAUCGUGGAAGAAGACGUGGACGCUGCUGAAGAAUAUCCCGAGCCCGCGCCUAGUCAGGAGUAUCGCAAUAAUACAGACAUUCCCCUAUUUCUUUGUGGCGAUUACAACUCGAUGGCGGAUAGCUCCGUAUACGAACUCCUAGAGAAGGGACGGAUACCUCCUGAUCAUCCUGACUUAAUUGGCCACUCGUACGGGAAUUUUACGCGUGACGGCAUUGAGCAUCCUUUUAGCCUGCGUAAUGCGUACGCCCACCUGUUCGGAACUCCAGCGGAGCUAAGUUUCACGAACUACACACCGACGUUCUCAGGCGUGAUCGAUUAUAUAUGGUAUACUACCAAUACGCUAGACGUCGUCGAGUUACUUGGGCCUCCGGAUUAUGAGUAUCUCAAACGCGUUCCCGGAUUCCCGAACUACCAUUUCCCGGCUGACCACAUACAAAUCAUGGCGGAUUUCGUCUUUAAGUCGAGGAAAGACAAGAAGGUGAUUGCUGACCAAGAUAGGUCCGGCGGUCCGUCUAGGAAUUGA
Daldinia childiae is the source of this 2160-nucleotide messenger RNA. RefSeq names its product Glucose-repressible alcohol dehydrogenase transcriptional effector. The transcript has 2 exons. Bases 1 to 2160 code for a protein of 719 amino acids. Gene Ontology annotation, biological process: nuclear-transcribed mRNA poly(A) tail shortening. NCBI's taxonomy places the organism in Eukaryota, Fungi, Ascomycota, Sordariomycetes, Xylariales, Hypoxylaceae. Gene Ontology annotation, cellular component: nucleus; cytoplasm; CCR4-NOT complex. Gene Ontology annotation, molecular function: poly(A)-specific ribonuclease activity; protein binding. The record is from RefSeq and is a predicted model, not a curated record.